Papaver somniferum (opium poppy) is the source of this 1804-nucleotide messenger RNA. RefSeq names its product putative methylesterase 12, chloroplastic. Gene Ontology annotation, molecular function: methyl indole-3-acetate esterase activity; methyl salicylate esterase activity; methyl jasmonate esterase activity. Gene Ontology annotation, biological process: salicylic acid metabolic process; jasmonic acid metabolic process. The record is from RefSeq and is a predicted model, not a curated record. The transcript is spliced from 5 exons. Bases 396 to 1457 code for a protein of 353 amino acids. Lineage: Eukaryota; Viridiplantae; Streptophyta; Magnoliopsida; Ranunculales; Papaveraceae.
AGACCGUGAAAAUCCAAUCCCAAUAAUUCCCACGAGAGAAGAACGACGAAAUAAUGGAAUACUACUUGUUUCUGGAGUGACGUUUCGUAAGAUCUUGUCUGCAGUGACAGAGAAGAAAGAAGAAUAAAAGAGAAAAAAAAAACAGUCAAAUUAGGUAAGAAGAAGUUAAAGAUUCAGACUUUCAGAAUUCGAUUAUUAGAAAGAAACAAUUUUUAUAUUUUCUCGAUUCAUUUCCCGAUUUUCUCCUUCAUUCCUUCCUCACUUCUUGUUCAAACUUAAAUCUAUAAACAAAACAGAGGGUUUCAUCAAGAAUGCAAAUUUAUACUUCCUGAUUGGUUCUGACGAAAUUUGGAGAAAAUAAAUCGUGGGUUUGAAAUAAUUUAGGUUUUUUAAGAAUGGGUAAUGGAUUUUUUUGCAUGACAAAGAAGGAUAUAAGAGAAUUAGGAGGAUCAAAGAAUAGGAGUAGAAGCAAUGUUGGAAGAACAUCUCAGAGAAAAAUGCCAGCUGAAGAGGAAUUACUUCAUAGAAGAGCACUUUCAAUGGCUAUUCAACAACAUCAGUUAUCUCAAAGAUUUGAAGGUGGUGCUUCAAUGUCUAGAAGACAUGGAUCAGUUAGUUCCAGAAGGCUCAAUCCUGGAGGGGAUUCUCUUGCCAAUGAUAAACAACAGGCAGUAGAUCUUGAGAAUUUCAAAACAAAGAAAUUUGUUCUUGUCCAUGGAGAAGGAUUUGGAGCAUGGUGUUGGUACAAGACGAUUGCCUCGUUGGAAGAAGUGGGUCUGCUUCCUAUUGCCUUAGAUCUUGUAGGAUCUGGUAUUGAUCAAACAGAUUCGAAUAAAGUAGGAACAUUAGCAGACUACUCAAAGCCUUUGAUUAAUUAUCUACGUGAUUUACCCGAGGAUGAAAAGGUUAUUUUGGUUGGUCACAGUUGUGGAGGUGCAAGUAUCUCAUAUGCUUUGGAACAUUAUCCAACCAAGGUUUCUAAAGCAAUUUUUCUCUGUGCUACUAUGGUCUUGGAUGGCCAAAGGCCUUUUGAUGUGUUCGCAGAGCAGCUCGGUUCGGUUGAAAUAUUUCUGAAGGAAUCACAGUCGGUGGUGCAUGCUAAUGGUAAAGACAAGCCUCCUACUAGUCUCAUGUUUGAGAAACAGCAAAUGAAGGCGUUAUAUUUCAACCAGACUCCUACGAAGGAUGUUGCUUUGGCUGCAGUUUCCAUGAGACCGAUUCCUCUUGGACCACUCAUGGAGAAGCUCUCUCUGUCCCCUGCGAAUUAUGGCACUGCAAGGAAGUUCUUCGUUCAAACACUUGAUGAUAAUGCACUCUCAGCAGAUGUCCAAGAGAAGCUAGUAAGGGAAAACCCCCCUGAGGGAAUUUUCAAGAUUAAAGGCAGUGACCACUGUCCGUUCUUCUCAAAGCCACAGUCAUUGCACAAAAUUUUACUCGAAAUUGCCCAGAUCCCAUAGUUCAAGAAAUCCUUAGACAUCAAACACACAUUUCUGGCUUCUUGCGCGAACAGAGCAAGGAAUGUCAGACUCCACAGCUACCAAGGCGGUGUACAUUAGAGAAUGGUGAAAAGUGUCGAUUUUUUAUCCAACUUUGAAUGUCGUCAGUUGUGGGAAUUGAAAAAGAGGUGUCCUAAUUUUUUUCUUCAAGUAGAAAUAAUACUUUAGUUUCGUAGUGAUGGAAAGGGAAGGGAAGCACGAUUAUCCGUAAAGAAGGAAAGGGCACCGCAUAUGGUUUGGAAUUCAUGUUAAUGUUUUACUCAAUAGAAAAAUCAAUUUAAAAGUUUGUUGCAUUUUCAUGGUUCAAA